Closterium sp. Naga37s-1 is the source of this 1398-nucleotide messenger RNA. NCBI's taxonomy places the organism in Eukaryota, Viridiplantae, Streptophyta, Zygnematophyceae, Desmidiales, Closteriaceae. The record is from the annotation of a GenBank genome assembly.
AUGGCGACGAACGCGGCAGCCGACGACUGGCUCUCAUCGCAGCUGGCCAGCGACGGUCGCAGGGAGGCGGAGAUUCUCUCCCGCGCGUGGUUCCAGCUCCGACUCUCCAUUCGCGCUCCCAAUCGCUUCCCUCCUUGGGACGCGCUGCUGAUCACCGCUGCGAGCGACGCGCAGGCUGACCUGUACUCCAGGCAGCUGGCAGCAGCGCGGCACAAUGGGCACAUUGCAGCGGAGACAAUCGUGCUGGCAGUGCCGGACAGGGAGGGGAAGCGGAUCGGGUCUGGAGGCGCGACCCUGGGAGCCAUCCGGGCGUUGAGGGACUAUCUGGGGGAGUGCCGGACAGGGAGGGGAAGCGGAUCGGGUCUGGAGGAGCCCACCCUGGGAGCUAUUCGGGGAGCCACCCUGGAGGGACCAUCUGGGGGAGGUGAUACCUGCCUUGUAUGGAUUCUCUUCUUCUGGUGGUGGGGAAAGCCAGGGGGGGGGAGGGUGAGUGUCCUGACCAUCAUGCUGGCAGUGCCAGACAGGGAGGGCAAGCGGAUCGGAUCAGGAGGGGCGACCCUGGGGAGCUAUCCGGGCGUUGAGGGAUUUUCUGGGGGAGUCCGCCGCUACCCGCCUCCCAUCAAUGAAGGUGCUACUGGUGCACGCAGGGGGAUGCAGCAGGCGCCUGCCAUGGGCCAAUAUUCCCCUCCUUCCCUCUCCCUCAUUUUCCCCCUCUUUUUCCCCUGCCCCUUUUCCCCCAUUGCCCAGUCCGCCACCCAACGUCUCCCAUCAAUGAAGGUGCUGCUGGUGCACGCAGGCGGAGACAGCAAGCGGCUGCCAUGGGCCAAUCCGUGUGGCAAGCCAUUUGUGCCCUUCCCUCUCCCUCCUUCGCACUCCCUCCUUUCCUCUCCUUCUGCAUCAUCCGCCCGUCUCCCAUCAAUGAAGGUGCUACUGGUGCACGCAGGUGGAGACAGCAAGCGCCUGCCGUGGGCCAACCCAUGCGGCACGCCAUUUGUGCCCUUCCCUCUCCCUCUGUGCCCUAUUGCCCUGCCUAUUGACUGUCUGUCUCCCACAGUCCGCCUCUACACGUCUCCCAUCAAUGAAGGCAUCGUCUUCCCGUCUCCCAACAAUGAAGGUGCUACUGGUGCACGCAGACGGCACGCUCUUGAUAACAGUGGGCGACGUGCUGCCAUGCUUCAACGCCUCUUCUACCACAUGUGUCUGUCAAUAUGCACUCUACCAUACGGGCCUUACUCCUUGCCGUCCCCCCUCUCAUCUCCCUCAGAUGGUGCGCUCUUCAUAAUGACAGGCAACGUGCUGCCAUGCUUCAACGCCUCUCGCAUCCGCCUGCCCUCCCACGGAGCUCUGGUCGUCACUGCUGCCGUGCCCCUCGAUGUGGCCUCCCGGCACGGCUUUUGA